This is a messenger RNA of Nerophis lumbriciformis (worm pipefish), 12660 nucleotides long. It is a transcript of the gene sipa1l1, whose product is annotated as signal-induced proliferation-associated 1 like 1. The record is from RefSeq and is a predicted model, not a curated record. NCBI's taxonomy places the organism in Eukaryota, Metazoa, Chordata, Actinopteri, Syngnathiformes, Syngnathidae. Gene Ontology annotation, molecular function: GTPase activator activity; protein binding. Gene Ontology annotation, biological process: regulation of small GTPase mediated signal transduction. Gene Ontology annotation, cellular component: cytoplasm.
UUAUUUUUUUUGAAUGAACAUCCGUGACUGACAAGCGAAGGUGUGUUUUUGUCAUCUCUUAACGAGCGAAGGGAUGAGAAGGUUCCGUGAAUGAAAAAGGUGGUGGUUGGAAGAUAACCAGGUAGCCACGGAAAAAGGAGAGCUGCAGGGCUGAAUGUGUCUUUAAGACUCUUGUCACUUCACUACCAGUGGGCAUUAUGUUGAAGCCAAUCUAAACACCUCAUUUCUACCUGUGCCCUCCCUUUCCCUAAACCCCCAACUUCACAAUGACCAGUCUCAAGCGUUCCCAAACGGAACGAUCCGUUGGGGGCUCGGUCCCGGCCACCGAUGAGUUCUAUACUCGCCGUUUGCGUCUUCCCAAUGGAGGUGCUCCACCACCCCGCAGCGAGAGCGCUCAUAUUUCCUCUUCUUCCACCACCGGCACCAACCCCGCUGUCCCCAAGAUGGGAGUUCGGGCUCGUGUGGCUGACUGGCCCCCGAGAAAAGAUGGGGGAGGCGGAGGUGUUUGGCAUAUUACAGUGGAAACUGACUCACCCAGUUCCAACACCACCAGCUCCUCUGGAAGUGGUGGAAGUGGAGACCGAGAAAGACUUGGAGGAGGUGGUGGUAGUGGUGGCGGUGGAGGCGUCUCAGCAGUCACAGCCCACAGCAAUUUGUCAGCCAAGCUGGGCCAUCUCAUCAGCCCCCAGGACUCAUCCAUGCUCCGCAAUAUCCAGAACACACUGAAGAACAAGAUGCAAAUGAAGGGAAAGGACAAUCGUUUUCUGUCGCCUGAUGGCUACCUUGGUUCACCUCGUAAAGGUAUGAGACGCAUCCGACAGCGAAGUAACAGUGAUAUAACAAUUAGUGAACUGGACGGUGAUGGUAAUGAGGGCUGGUCUUUCUCUGGGUGGACUCCCAUGCACCGAGAGUACGGCAGCACUUCAUCAAUAGACAAACAUGGUGUGUCAGGGGAGAGUUUUUUUGACAUGCUCAAAGGAUACCAGUCGUCCGAGGCCCCCGAUCAAAGAAGUCCAGCCCCAGAAAGGUUAACCGAGCUGCUGACUGUGGCCCCUGUGAAACAGACCGCCCUGGAUUUGCCUGAUGGACCCAUGGGACCAGCCAGAGGUAGUCCUGCAAGUCGGCUUAAGGAAAGAGAGAAGCACUUGAAAAGGAGGUCCAAGUCUGAGACGGGUGGAGAGUCAAUAUUCCGCAAGUUGCGUAGUGUAAAAGUAGAAGGUGACACAUCGAGAGCUGGGUCAGAUGCUGAGGAUGGUGGGAAAGGGGACGAGAGUGCGCCCCCUCCUAAACCUUGGAUGUGCCAAAAGGGCUUCGCCCAUUUUGAUAUUCAUUCUUUACUCUUUGACCUCAAUGAGGUCAUCCAAAGCCGCCAGACGGGAGCCAAACGCAAAAACACCACUACCGGUGCCUCAGCUGCCGCUGCUGCUUCCGCCACGUCGUCCCUCUCCUCCAGUCAGAGCGUAGUUUAUGGCUCGCCGUGCGGCUCGCAGGAGGAGCUGAGUAAAGAAGGGCUAGGUGGACAUGGUGCCAACCCGGCUUUGGACCCGGGCGACGAUAAGAGCAACGACCUGGUGCUCAGUUGCCCGUGUUUCAGGAACGAGAUUGGUGGAGAGGGUGAGAGGAACAUCGCCCCAGCGAAACAGCAAGGCAGCAUUGGAAGUGGUGGGAGCUCAAGCAACUCUACCAGUAGUCCAGAAGAAGGUCCUUUGGAGGGUACGCUCACUACUCAUUUUACGAACGCUGGCGUGGCAGUCUUGGAAGCCCCAAAGGACGGCCCAAGUCAACACGCUGAACGGUCCAAACGAUAUAUUGUGGAACAUGUUGACCUCGGAGCCUAUUACUACAGAAAGCACUUUUACCUCCGAGAACACUGGAACUACCUGGGGGUGGACGAGAACUUGGGCCCAGUGGCAGUGAGUCUCAGGAGGGAGAAGGUGGAGGAACACAAGGAACACGGCCAGCAGUACAACUACAGGGUCAUUUUCAGAACGAGUGAGUUAAACACCCUGCGAGGCUCCAUCAUAGAAGAUGCAGUGCCGUCGACGUCGAAACACGGCCUCGCACGAGGACUGCCCCUCAAAGAGGUGCUGGAGUACCUGGUGCCGGAGCUGAAUGUUCACUGCCUGCGCUUGGCACUCAACACGCCCAAGGUCACUGAACAGUUGAUGAAGCUGGACGAGCAGGGGCUGAGUUUCCAGCGAAAGGUGGGGGUGAUGUACUGCAUGGCGGGCCAGAGCAGCGAGGAAGAAAUGUAUAACAACGAAUCAGCUGGACUCGCAUUGGAGGAGUUCCUCCAUCUUUUGGGAGAGAGGGUUCGACUCAAAGGCUUUUCCAAGUACCGGGCCCAGCUGGACACCAAGACUGACUCAACUGGCACUCACUCCCUGUAUACCACACAUAAGGAUUAUGAGCUCAUGUUCCACGUUUCAACCAUGCUUCCCUACACGCCCAACAAUAAACAACAACUCCUGCGGAAGCGCCACAUCGGGAAUGACAUCGUCACCAUUGUGUUCCAGGAGCCAGGAGCGCUCCCCUUCACCCCCAAAAACAUCCGUUCACACUUCCAACAUGUCUUUUUGGUCGUUCGGGUACACAAUCCCUGUUCUGACAACACCUCCUACAGCGUGGCAGUCACCCGGUCUAAAGACAUGCCAUUGUUCGGACCGCCUAUCCCGGAAGGCGUUACCUUUCCUAAGUCGUCGGUAUUCCGGGACUUCCUCCUCGCCAAGGUCAUCAAUGCAGAGAAUGCUGCUCACAAGUCCCACAAAUUCCGCGCCAUGGCCACGCGAACACGCCAGGAGUACCUGCGGGACCUGGCCGAGAGGCAUACGACCAGCACGCCCAUCGACCCGUCUGGAAAGUUCCCCUUUAUCUCCCUGGCCCACAAGAAGAAGGAGAAGAGUCGUCCGUACGCCGGGGCUGAGCUGCGGAGCCUCGGGGCGAUUACUUGGCCGGUCCACGCGGAGGAUCACGGCACGGGAGGGGAGAUAGACGCCCUUCUGGCCAUCUCCAACGACUUCCUCAUCCUGCUGGACCACGAUGUCAAGGCCGUGGUGUUCAACUGCGCCACCAAAGAUGUGAUUGGCUGGACGCUGAGCAGCCCGGCAUCUUUACGGAUUUUCUACGAGCGCGGGGAAAGUGUAUCGCUAAGGAGUGUCGGUAACAACACGGAGGAUUUCAAGGAGGUGCUCAAACGACUGGAGUUCCUGACAAAGGGCUGUGAGACGUCGGAGAUGACACUCCGUCGAAAUGGCCUUGGACAGCUUGGCUUCCAUGUGAACUACGAAGGCAUUGUUGCCGAGGUGGAGCCAUACGGCUACGCGUGGCAGGCGGGGCUGCGUCAGGGAAGUCGCUUGGUCGAAAUCUGCAAAGUCGCCGUCGCAACACUGACUCACGAGCAAAUGAUUGACCUGCUGCGCACCUCGGUCACCGUGCGUGUUUCCAUCAUCCCGCCGCACGAUGACGCCACCCCGCGCAGGGGCUGUUCAGAGCUUUACCGCAUGCCGAUGGCUGACUACAAGAGCAGCAGCGGCGAGAGCGGCUCCUUCGAGUACAAGUUCCCCUUCCGCAGCAACAACAACAAGUGGCAGAGGACUUCCAGUAGCCCGCAGCAGUCACUCACCGCCUCGCCGCAGCCCCAAACUCCCAACAGGGCCAUCAGCCUGGGGAGCUCGGUGGGCAAGACCCUGUCAGCUGAGAGGCUGGAGAGGGGAGCGGUCAUCCCACGCAGUGUCAGCAGUGAUGGACGCCCCCUGGACACCAAGAGGAUGUCUCCAGGCAGCGAGAGCUACAGUCUGGCCUCCUCGAUGGCUCUGGGACGCUCUCCUCAUAAUCGCAGCUCUCCCAGUAACCUGUCGUGUUCCAGCGACGCCUCCGGCAGCUCAGCACACUGGAGACAGAAGUCCAUGCCUGAGCAGUUUGCAGGGAGUCGCCAUUCUCCAAUGUCCAAUGAGAGACAGGUCGUCGUAGAAGGUGGGUCAGGUGGAAAAUCCACGUCCAAUUGGUCGAGGGGAAUGGAGGACGGAGGGCCUGAACGCGGGUCAACAGAGGCACCGGCCUCUAAAUCUGGGCAAGGCUAUUCCGGAGGACCUCGCAUCCAAAGACAAGAGCAGGUCAUCCACCUGUCCCCCAAGAAGAGCAGUCAGUCUGAUGGUCCUAACUCUGGACACUCUAGCAGUAACACUUUAUCAAGCACGGCUUCCAGCGGGGGUCACAGCGACAGCGAUAAGUGGUACGAGAUGGGGGCCGGCGGAGGCUCCAGCGGGGACCAGGGUGACCCGGAGCCCAACGGCCUCGGGGGCGGAGGUUACCUCCAGGGCGCCUCAGCCGACAGCGGCAUCGACACCAGCUCCUACGGGGCCUCGCAGCACAACCACCCGCACUCUCACCACGGCAGCACCACCUCCCUGCUGGCGCCCAGCGGGGGUCGAGAGAGCAGGGAUCGCUCGCCGUGGCACAGCCCCACCGAAGGGGGACGCAGAAUGCUGGAGAGGUCGCCUGCGGCUGCCGAAUCCCCCGGUCCUCCUGGGGAAAGGAGCCUGGACGGCGCCGGUCGCAGCCCUCCCACUCAUCUCCUUGUUCGUGACAGCAGCACCUUCAGUCUGAGUGAUGGUGGCUCUCACUCGAGGCACAGCUCCCCGAGGGAUGAAUCGUCUUCAAGCACAUCUCCAUCAUCCCAGUCUUCAGUGCCCCCUGGACCAAAGAGCUUCUACCCUCGCCAAGGAGCUCAGUCCAAGUACCUGAUAGGCUGGAGGAAGCCUGGCUCCACCAUUAAUUCGGUUGACUUUGGAGACACACGCAAGAAAUCCCCAGGGGAAAGUGGCUUGGAUGUUAUUCCAACGCCAGCGGCCAGGCCUUCACUGAGGGACAUGCACUCACCACAGCCCCACGCCAAGUCGACUAUGGAGGAAGAUGUGAAGCGGCACGGUGCUCAGGACAGCCCUGUGCCGCCACGCAGAUAUAAGGACAAGUAUCCCCAGAAGUCUCCACCGAGCCAGCCCCCCAGCCGCCGUCGCUCGCUCCACCGUACGCUGUCGGACGAGAGCAUCUACCGAGGCCAACGCCUCCCCGCCCUCACCGACUCGGUGGUCGAAACGACUCUCGGAGCCGACGUCCUCUUCAGCUGCUCCACCCUCCCGCGCUCUCCUACCACCCGGGGCGUGCCGCUUCGACGGCCCUCCUAUAAGCUAGGAGUCAAACUGCACGGCGACCUCUCAGCAUCCGACACGUCACUGGUGGAUUUGGUGGAGCGUCAUCGUGGGCCGCUGCCCCAGGAGCUGAUGCCCCUCCCAUCUUCUGAGAGGGACAGCCCCCUGGACUGGACACACCUUGUGGAUGUGGCUAACACCUUUGAUAGUGAUAGAAACACUCACUAUGUCCAGAGAAGUUACGUGUUUGGGGAUUCCAACCACAGAAGCAGCGGCGCCUCCAGUCCUCAGCAGCCGCACAUCGAGCUCCAGCCUGCUCCCAUGUCCCGGCCCUCAUCUAGUGAGGGCCACAUAGGAUUGGAAAGGAAAGUGACAAAGCUCGAGGCCAUGGUGAAGAUGCUCCAGGAGGACCUCAAGAAGGAGCGCGACGAGAAGGUGCGACUUCAGGCUCAGAUCAAGAGGCUUUGGGAGGACAACCAGAGGCUUCAGGACGAGUCUCGGACCUCUGCUGCAAAGCUCAAGAAGUUCACCGAGUGGGUCUUCAACACCAUUGACAUGAACUGACGACACAUGGCUCCCAGGUAAACAAAACAACUGUUUUGGCCUGUCUGGAUCAAACAUUUCGAGCUUUUCUUCUCCCUAAUCUUUUUCACCACAAUAUCAAGAAAGGGAAUCCACUCCUGAGGAACGUUUCUAGUGAAGUGAACUUAAGCCAUCGACUGACCCUCUUCUCUUUUUGUCCGCCUACUUUUUUCUUGUGCCAAAUCCAAGCCAGCAGCGGACUUCUUCUUUCCUCCCCAACGCACAGAGAAUGUAACAAUCCUGCAUGCCCGACCGUUCGCUGUUCACUGGAACACGACCCUUCACGGCUGCGGGGAGACGAGGGCUUUUUACUCCAAAAUGGAGGUUGUUUUGAACGAUCCUCGGUUGUUUCUCCGCCGGAAGGGGAACAUAAAUUGUGAGUUCCGGUGUUAAUCUCCCGAUGACAAAGGAAUAUGUUGAAAAGCCAUCGGCAGCGGUGCCACGCCAUAAAACGCAGAGUGCAAUCGGGAGACGGCAGGAAAAAUGAAGCAAAAUACAUUCCUAUGAACACAAAAUCUGCUCACAACGAGAAGACUCCGGAAUAAAGUCGUAACCUUCUGGGGGACGGCUGACUAUGAAGGGUUUAUUUAUUUCCUUGUACUAUAAUUCCAAUAAAUAAGUUGCUCUAUUCGUACAGUACAAUUGGCAUCCGUGUUUAGUUCCGAAAGAAACAAAAAAAAUGAAUGGCUUUCUUUCUUAAACCUGGCUGUCUUCUUUUGAACUGCGUAUUUCUAUCAGUCCCUCCAGUAGUUUGUGGUAUUUGUUUGUUUGUGUUGCUGUCACGGACUUAAAUGGCUGAGUUCGCGCCACCUUUCUCUGGAAGUCGCGGUUGAAGUUGCAAUAUUUUUAUGUUUUACUCGUUUUAUAGCACACAGACUUAAAUUACACGGGUGAAACAAAAAAAAAUUUAACAUUGUGCAAAGGUUCAUUCAUACCAGCAAUUAUCCUAGCAGGCACAAGACAUUAAUACAACGUUGAUUAUACAUACAUGUCCUUUCAAACUUACUUUGAAACAACGUAGCAAAAUAGUCAUAUUUGUAAAUUGAGACAACGUUGAUGUCCAACUUAUUAUUAGCCUUUAUUUAACCAGGUAAAAUCCCAUUGAGAUCAAAGAUCUCUUUUCCAAGGGAGACCUGGCCAAGAGGGCAGCAGCAAGGUUACAUUAAAAACAGUAAACAAAUACAUAAAACAUCACAUUUACAACAUUAAAACUUGCUCACAUGACACAUGUGCAUACAGACAAGGUAGACUGCAGUCCUUUCACAGAAGCUUUAAACUCAUUCAGCGUAACUAGGGUUUGAAGUUUAAUGUUCGAUUGUAGGUUAUUCCAAGCCUUCGGUGCUGAAAACCUAAAUGCUUUCUUGCCCAGUUCAGUUCUUACUUUGGGGACAACAAAUUGCAGAACAUCCAUUGAACGAAGAUUGUGACUUCCUUGUUUCCUUGUUAAAAGACAUGACAGAUAAGAUGGAGUGAUACCCAGAAUGGUUUUGUAGAUGAAAACAUACCAAUGAUUGAGGCGUCGAGCACAUAAAGAUGUCCAGUUAACCAUUGAGUAUAACAAACAAUGUUGGAUCCACGCUGUUGGUUGGGAAAUAACCAAAUUUCAACGUCACAACUUGACAUUGAAUAAACGUUGUCAAAAAGCAUGAUGUUUUAAUGUUGUAUUUGUGUUGGAAAAUGACCCAAAUUCAACGGUCAAAUCAACGUCAGAACCCAACAUUGAUUAAACGUUGUCAAAAAGCAUGUUGUUUCAACGUUAUGUUUGAGUUGCUCAACGUCAGGACCUAAUUCUCAACGUUGUUUUAAUGUCUUGUGUCUGCUGGGUAGGUUUACAAGGUGGAUGGAACUAAUAUAUAAUAGGCCUGGAACUAAUAUAUAAUAGGCCAGGGGUGUUUUGGUGAACAUUGAAAGUCCCGGGCACCCAAAACGGUCUCAGUCACUAAAAUGUUAAAAAUAAGUUUUAUAUUAAUAUUUUUUUUACUUUCAACACCUACAUUUCUAUUGAUCAACUCCAGAUCUAGCCGUCACCAUAAAGUAUUUUUAUAAAUGUUUUAUGCCCUUUUUGUUUGGGUAAAAACACAAAAUAUGCAUUAUUUUCCCCAAAAUAUUUUUUGUAAUUUGAACCUUAAGUAGGAAAAUAAUUCAUAACAUUGCUUUUGGUCAUUAUUAUUUUUUCAACAAUUGCGGUUUUUAAAAAAUCAGCCUAAAGUUUUUGGGGAUCCAAAUGGCCCCCACUAACAAGUGUUAAAAAAAUAAGUAAUAUAUUAAUCUUUUUUUAAACUUUCAACACUUAAAUAUCUAUUGAUCAACUUUAGAUCUAACGUCACCAUAAAGUUAUUUUUUUAAUGUUUUAUGCCCUUUUUCUUUUGUGUAAGAAAACAGUUUUUUUUAUAGCAAAAACACAAAAUAUGCAAUAUUUUCCACAAAACAUUUUUCAAAAUAAAUAAUAUAAUAUUUCAUGCAAUGUAUUUUGAGCCUUAAAUAGGCACUAAAUGUUCAAAAUAAGUUGUAUUUUAACAAAUAAUUUUUACUUUUAAUACUCUACAUCAACUUCAAAUCCAUCAUCGAUUUUAAGUUUAUUAUUUUUUCAGCAAUAGACUGUUUCAAAGUAAAAAAAACUGCCGACACGGCAGCUUUGUGUUACUUAUUAAUGUCAAUAUUGCAACAUUUUCUCGUUACAGUUCACCCGUUUGCUCUUUUAUUUUAUUCCACUUCUUGUAGUUGUAUUUUCAGAAUGUGCCGGAAGAUGACACCUCUGUGACCGGCUCAAAACAUGCAACUUCAAAUAUUUCCAAAAUUUUGAUUUUUUUUUUUUUUAAGGUAAUUAUGGCUUACAGCUUGUGAAAACCCUCAAAUGGAUAAUUUCAGAAAAUGUUGGGGUUUUUUCUUCAAAAACUGUAAAGCAGUGGUUUUCAAACAUUUUCCACUCAAAAAACCUUACUCUCCAAGUACCACCAUAAUGACCAAUAUUACAACACAGUAGCAUUGUAGGCCUUAGUAUUCAGUAAAAACAAGGCCAAGGUUUUAUUUACCAAGUAUAUUUAGUAUUUUUGGCUUUGUUUGAAUGUAGGAAAUUAAAACGCUGUACUAAAUGAAGCCCGCGUACCACAGCUGUACAACAUGUAAUGAGUUUAUAUCUCAUUAGAAGUCAAAUUGCUGCCAUAAAUGGACUUUUACCCAAUAUUCUACAUUUUUGAGUUUCACGUGUACACUAGGUGGCGGUAAAAGCACAUACUCUGAGCUCAAUGUCAGAUUACUGUUUUAUUUCAUUAUAACUAAUAAUAGUAAUAAGUAAUCAUGAAUACAAAAAGAAACACCUCCAAAGGCGUCCUUAUUGUCGUCCAGAAGUUGGAGACAUUCUCUGUGUAUGUUUUACACUUGAAAAGUCUUUGUCUGUCUUCAACAUUCAUUUAUAUUCCAGCACUUUUACCCCCUGCACAUUUAAGCGCAUUUGAGAGCCAUCUAAUGCGCAAAUUUUUGUUGGUAUCAUCACACUUCAACAUCUCUAACAUGUAAAUGUUGCUCGGACAGCAUUGUAAAUAAUAGUAUGUUCCGGAUAAACAAAGGUGAGAUAAAUCUAAUAAAUACUGGACAUGUAAACGAGGAAAGUGUGUUGCUCAAUGUUUAUAGAAUACAUUACCCAGAAGGCUUAGCAUUGCAGACAGGAAACAAGCUACGAGCCAUCAAUAGUUGAUAAAUUGUUGUCAAAUAAUGUUGUUGUUCCUGCUUCGGCUAAUUUAGACCGUUGACAUGUGCUCCGAAACAAAUUUAAUGACGAAUAUGGCGGCAAUUGGCCAAAAUGUGCGGGGAAUUUGCCAGUUUUGAACAAAGUAGCGAGGCUGUGCGUAAUUUGCGGGCAUUGGCCGAAAUCGGCACAACGGGAACACUGCCAAUUCCUGGAGGGACUGUAUUUUGUUGUACUUUGUGGUGCUCCAGCCUGCUGUUGUGUUGCUUUCAGCGCCCACUAGUGGUUAUUUAAUGUUGGUUAGGAACACUUGGUAUGGUGGGUUGACUUAUGCCAGCUUUUAGACAAUCACAGGUGGAUUAGUUUUGCCUAAAAGGAGCUUAUCGUUUCACUUCUAUACUUAAUCCCUCAGGUCGGUGAACAUGAGGACGCGCUGAGAAAUUCCAAGAUUAUCUAACUAAAUUUAUCUUUGAAUACAAAAAAAAAAGUAUAUAUAUAUUGCGUGUGUGUGAGGUCAUAGCGUGAAUGUACAUCAGUCUAUCCAGCUGUGCCUAGUCACUGUGGUCAUUUCCUCCAGGGGCCAACGUGCCUUUGAGACAGCACCUGGGCAACACAUGAAAGUGAAACCUUCUCUCCAUCGCACACAAACACGCAGGCAAAAGAAUAUCUCAUAAUAAUCACAAUGGUUGGAGGGUGCCAGGUAGGAUACAUUAUGGUUGUCUACGGACAUACAAUUGUGUCAUCAAAUGAUCUGUAAUAUUUUCCUCUUGCAACACAAAAACACUGUCGUGCUGCACCUUUUAAUUGUGGCAAACCGCAAAUAAUCCCCGUUUUCUAUACCAAUUAACCACAAUUUAAUUAUCUUUAUUUUAUUAUUAUUUUUUUUACAUAUGAAGAAUCGAUUGCAGGAUGCAUUGUUUGUACCUGACGUGUAAUAUGAGAUUUUCAACAGCAGGUCUCGUCAAAGCGUCUCACUGCUGGGAGAUGGAAAGGGAUUUGACUUGUCAGACAGCGCCCUCUGCUGGACUCAAAAAGUAGCUGCAGAACCUUUUUGAAAGGGCAAAUAAGAAAAAUAAAUACUUAAAUGUGUCCUUAAUUCAUUAUAGUUGGAAUUAAAAAAAAAAAAAAAAAAAAAGGUUUUAAUUUGUCAUUCAUGUAUUGCAAGAGUAGAUUUAAUUGACUGAUUUAAUUUAAUUUGUAAUUUUAUUACUUCAGGCCUUAAAUAUUUCAAUAUUUAAUUAUUUCAUGAUUGAGGUAUUUCAUGAUUUAAUUAUUUCAGAAUGUAACUGUUUCAAUACAUAAUUAUUUUUAAAAUGUAAUUAUUUCAUUAAUGAAUUAUUCAAUUAUUUAUUUCAUUAUUAAAUUUAUUAUUUCAAUAUGUAUUUCAUGAUUUAAUUAUUUCACGAUUCCAAUAUAUCAUGGUUUAAUUAUUUAAUUAAUGAUUUGAUUUAAUUAUUCCAUGACUAAAUUGUCAUGAUUUAAUUAUUUUAAUAAGUAUUUCAUGAAUUAAUUAUUUCACGAUUCAAUUAUAUCAUGAUUUCAUGAUUUAAUAAAUGUUUUUAUUUAAAUAUUAUUUAAUAAUUAAAUAAACCAUGAAAUAUUUAAAUAAUAUAUUUGAUUAAAUCACAAAAUAAAUUAUGAAAUAAAUAAAUGAGUAAAUUAAUUAAUGUCGUUUUACAAUAAAUACAUUGACACAUUUAAUAACAUAUGUAUUUAAUUCCAAUUCUAAUUAAUGACAUAUUUAAAUAAUUGUUUAAAUAUUUAUUUAAAAAAUUCCCCAGUUGAUAGUUCCAUCAAACCACUUCUUAUUUGAAUUGCCAGAAAAAAAAACAAUUUCCAACUCAAAGCAGAGAAAACAAACGGUGAAUAACUGGGCAAUGAUCUCGUAGUAUCUUUUUACUCCACUAGGUGUCAGUCUGCAACGUAAAUAUUCCGGCUUGUCAUCACUCACAAACACAGUUCUUUUUUAUGCAUGUUAUCAUUUAGUCAGAAAAACGCACAAAAUUACUUGCACAACAGCGACAAAAAAAAAUAGUAUUUGUCAGAAUUUGUCAUAUUUUCCUCAAAGAAUUCACGACUUCUGUGCAUAAAAAACAUUUUUGCCAUGAUUUCUGUCAAUAACAUGAAUAAAUAAGACAUAAAGUACACAACCUCCAUUUCUACUUCUGUAACAUUUUACAUUUUGUCCAAAAUCGUACUAAAUUAGCUCCUUUGCUUGCUAACUCGGCCAACAGUUGAACCACGUUUUUUUGUUUUUUAAAGCAUCUCUUCGGCGCACUGGUGUCUGUGUGAGUGACGGGUAGAAAAGCUCUGACUCGCUUGGGAAGAAGUCCGUCUAAAUAUGAGAUUUUUGUCAGGAAAAAAAAAAUACCGUCUUACAUUCGGGUGAUUGCGGUAUUUCCCUUCACACACGCGCCAGCGUUACGAGCAGGUAGCAUCGACGCUAGUGGCGCACGCUGACCACCAUAACAUUCCAACACGUUCCGAAUGUCGACUCUUUGAUGUUUACGCCACAAAAGGUUCUGUUUUAAGAAUCGCGACAUGAAUCUAAGUGUUGAUUUGCCAAUGAGGUUGUACAUUUCCAUUUAGUUUGCCUUCUUAUUCUGUGGUCAUGUGAAACACUUCCAAAAAAAAAAAAAAAGACCCCCGUCAGAUUGUGACUGAAUUGUGAAUAUAGAUAAUAAUCCCUAUUUUGUUGUACAUGCAAAGUGCUCCAGAUUUUGUAACAUACCUGAAAACAUGUCUGACCCACGUCAAAUGUUGUCUCCUCACUCCUUCCACUUUAUCCAGUAUUGUUUAUUUUCAUUUUGUAAGAAACCUUUGCACUUUUUUUUUUUUUGUCAAACUAAUGGAGUUUACAUAUUUUGGAUGACGGCGUGACAACGAGCCGUGCGUUCCGCGCAAACCUGAUAGUCGUUUUUCACGUCGUUGCAGUUUCCGUCCAACAGAGGGAGGUGCUCGCCUUUUCCGAACUUGGAAAACAAAAAUCUUAUUUUUAGUCCCCACCCCUCAAAAAAAAAAAAAAAAAAAAAAAAAGAGAUCAUAGCAGGUGUGAGAUAGUUCACAAUGAAGUGACGCUCUAUUUGGACGUUUUUAACCAGCCGUGAUGUGUGACGUAACCAUGACAACCGUGGAACUUUACACAGAACUGAAGCUGUUUUGUCUAUUUGGUUUAUGUGAAAUGUAAAGGUCUGAAAAAGACAUUUGCAGUGAUUACAGUUUCUGAAAUAAAUAAUUCCAUCAUGA